Molecule: messenger RNA, 2758 nt
Organism: Cyclopterus lumpus (lumpfish)
Lineage: Eukaryota; Metazoa; Chordata; Actinopteri; Perciformes; Cyclopteridae
Gene: cdk5rap1
Product: CDK5 regulatory subunit associated protein 1
Exons: 13
Coding region: 609-2426 (605 amino acids)
Biological process (GO): negative regulation of cyclin-dependent protein serine/threonine kinase activity; tRNA modification
Cellular component (GO): cytosol; mitochondrion
Molecular function (GO): tRNA-2-methylthio-N(6)-dimethylallyladenosine(37) synthase activity; 4 iron, 4 sulfur cluster binding
Source: RefSeq, a predicted model, not a curated record
ACGGACCGUGAAGCUCGACGUACCCGGGGACAUCUUGUCAAACGGAUUGUUGGGACGCAAGAGGAUUCCCUGUCGUUAACUUCCAACUUGGCCCAGCGGGACACCGUAAUCUUUAACCAUCCCUUGUUCUUUUCUCUUAGCUUUCAGGAUGUAAAGGAACAGUUGGUCCGUUUAUCAUAAAAAGGUCAGAGUGAGAGACCAAAUGAACUCUUCCUCACCUCAUCCUCACGCCAUGUUUGUAAAUUAACUACUGAAAGACAAACGUUGCACCUGACAAACACUGAUAUUAUUCACGUCGUGAACGAUGGUUACACACGUUAGCUAACAUAAGCUAACAAUUCCUGCCACCGUUCCCAAAACUAAUUAUCACCCAGCAAACGUGUAAUUGCCGACAGCUCAACGCUACUUCCGGGUCUUCGCACCGUUGCUUUGGAAUGGGGAGAUACCCCUCUUGCCGUGAAGAUAUCGUUGGCUCCACAAGACACGAGCUUUCUGAAUGACAUUUCACCACCAAGAUAAACAAGUAAGUGACCAACUGCAGUAUGCGGUACGGCCGUUAAGCCAGCCACGCGUCCUUCGCUCGCGCAGUUUACGUGAGCGAACUGGACAUGGAAUACCUGAGGAAACCCCUCGCGACCCUCCCUCAACUCUGGAAGCCCCUCAGGUGCGCUCCAUCCAAAUACUGUUCUAAAUUAGCCAACGGCGGCGUGACCUCCAGAGAGAGGAGGACGGCGACCGCAGACCGGUUCAAGGCUCAGAUAUCCUCCGGUCCGAGUUUUCAAGAUUUCAUCAAAGGGGCUCCGGUUGUUCGCGAGACUCGCCCCGCGGUUGACGAAGAGGGCUCCGGGGAACGCGGUUACCUCCCCGAGGACUCGGAGACGGGGAGCUCGAGAAGAGUGUACUUCGAAACCUACGGAUGUCAAAUGAACGUGAACGACACGGAGAUAGCCUGGUCCAUACUGCAGAGGAAGGGCUACCGACGCACGGCGGACUUAGGAGAGGCAGACGUUGUCCUUCUGGUAACAUGCUCGAUCAGAGAAAAAGCCGAACAGACCAUUUGGAAUAGACUACGACAACUGACGGCGAUGAAGAAGAGGCGGCUGAAGACCCCAACGCCGAUGAAAAUUGGGAUUUUGGGGUGCAUGGCGGAGCGGCUCAAGACGGAGCUGCUGGAGCGAGAGAAGCUCGUGGACGUCAUCGCGGGUCCGGACGCCUACCGGGACCUCCCCCGCCUCUUGGCCGUGGCUCACGGAGGUCAACGCGCAAGCAACGUGCUGCUGUCGCUGGAGGAGACCUACGCUGACGUCAUGCCCGUCCACCAUGCUCCCCAUGGAAAAAGUGCUUUUGUGUCCAUCAUGCGAGGCUGCGACAACAUGUGCAGUUACUGCAUCGUUCCCUUCACUCGCGGGAGAGAGAGGAGUCGACCCGCCAGCUCUGUGCUGGAGGAAGUUCGUCUGCUGUCCGACCAGGGUGUGAAGGAGGUGACUCUGCUGGGUCAGAACGUGAACAGCUACAGAGACACGUCGGAGGAGCAGUUCUGCGGCUCAGACCCGACCAAGCUCAGCCAGGGGUUCAAGACCGUGUACAGGGCAAAGCAGGGCGGUCUGCGCUUCUCCGACCUGCUGGACCGAGUGUCGCGCAUCGAUUCAGACAUGAGGAUCAGAUUCACCUCUCCUCAUCCCAAGGAUUUCCCUGACGAGGUAUUGCACCUGAUCGCGGAGCGUGGGAACAUCUGUAAGCAGAUCCACCUUCCAGCCCAGAGCGGCAGCAGCGAGGUCCUGACGGCGAUGCGGCGCGGCUACACAAGAGAGGCCUACCUCGAUCUUGUGGAGAACGUAAAGAGAAUCAUCCCCGAGGUGAGUCUCAGCAGUGACUUCAUCUCAGGCUUCUGUGGCGAAACGGAGGACGACCACCAGCAGACCCUGUCUCUGAUCCGAGAGGUGGGCUACAAUGUGGGGUUUCUGUUUGCCUACAGCAUGAGAAAGAAAACCCACGCCUCUCAUCGGCUACAAGAUGACGUGCCGGCUGAGGUGAAGCGGCGGAGGCUGGAGGAGUGCAUCGGUGCGUUCAGAGAGGAAGCGGCGAGGGUCAACGCCGCGCUGAUUGGCAGCACACAGCUCGUACUGGUGGAGGGAGAAAGUAAAAGAUCUGCCAAGGACUUGUGUGGGAGAACGGACGGCAACAUGAAAGUGAUUUUCCCCAGAGAGGAUGUUGCCAUUCAGCCUGCAGCAUCCAACGCUGCGUCGGUCCAUGCUGGGCACUAUGUGCUGGUGAAGAUAUUGUCGUCCAGCUCCCAAAGCCUGAGAGGCCGAGCCCUCAGUCACAGCUCCCUGAGCGGCACAGUGAAGCACUGCGAGACUCUGCCGAGGCACCGGCUCCAUGAACAUGCGGCCUCGGACACGACCAUGAUUGAAACGUGCCCCUGACACGAAACGAGCUGGCGCGGGGACACUUCCUUCUUCUCUUGAAACACUUUGAAGAGGCAUCAAGACUGUUUUUACGGGACAUUUUUACUCAUCUGUCACGUUGGACUAUUUGAAUGUUGUUUAUAGUGUGUGUGUGUGUGUGUGUGCGUGCGUGUGCACGUACACAUGUGUGCUAAGCAAUGCACUGCUGUGUACAGGGACAGCAGCAAUAUUGGAAACUGACUUUCAACUGACUGACCUCAAUAGCGUCCCGCUUAUGCUUAUCCAUGGUGGAAAAUCAUGUGUAUUUAUCACUCUUCUUUAUCAAUAAAUAAUGUUUAUAUGCCUCUGUA